GGCAUAGUGGGCCAAGAAAUAAAGUCUCUGGGAUUGCGCUCUCUCAAGGAAAUAAGCGAUGGUGAUGUGAUAAUUAAAUCAAAUAAAAAUCUCUGCUAUGUUAAUUCAGUCAACUGGACGUCUAUCUUUAGAACAAACCAGAACACAAAAAUUGAGGACAACAGUCCUGAAGAAGAAUGUGUUCAAAUUGCAGGUGUUUGCCAUCCUUUAUGCUCUGCCCCAGGGCUGUUGGGGACCUGGACCUGCACAGUGUCUGUCGUGUCAAACAUAUAAACGCGGAAAAGAAUGUGUACCAUCCUGCAACAUCAAUAUGGGAGAGCCCCGGGAGUAUAUCGAAAAUGACAAUUGUUUUUCAUGCCACCCUGAGUGCUUACACCAGAACAAUACACUUGCCUGCAUUGGACCUGGAGCAGAUCAGUGUAUCAAAUGUGCCCGUUACAUUGAUGAUGACACUUGCGUCAGCACCUGUCCUCCUGCUUUCUACGAUGGAAAUACUGCCAUAUUUUCAAAAUAUCCCGAUCAGAAUGGACUAUGUCAGCUCUGCAGCCCAGAAUGCAAGACGGGGUGCACAGGCCCAGGUGUCGAAGGUUGUAAACCUCCAGGAUCCAAAGUGGCAUACAUUGCUGCUGGGGUAAUUGGUGGCAUCCUUGCGGCUGUUAUGCUAGGCCUUGUCGCAUUCUUCUUCAUCCGUAGAAAUCGAAUUAACAGAAAACGCACUCUACGCAGAUUACUGCAAGAAAGAGAGCUUGUGGAACCUAUCACACCAAGUGGUGAAGCACCUAACCAAGCACUCCUUCGAAUUCUAAAAGAGACAGAGUUCAAGAAGAUCAAGGUACUUGGAUCCGGAGCAUUUGGCACAGUAUAUCAGGGACUCUGGAUUCCUGAAGGAGAAAGCAUAAAAAUCCCUGUAGCUAUCAAAGAAUUACGGGAGGCCACAUCACCAAAAGCCAACAAGGAAAUCUUGGAUGAAGCAUACGUCAUGGCCAGCGUGGAGAACCCACACGUCUGCCGUUUGCUUGGUAUCUGUCUGACCUCCACUGUCCAGCUAAUCACACAGUUAAUGCCGUAUGGCUGUCUUCUCGACUAUAUUCGGGAGCAUAAAGACAACAUUGGUUCAAGACAUCUCCUUAACUGGUGUGUGCAGAUUGCUAAGGGGAUGAAUUACCUUGAAGAAAGGAGAUUGGUCCACAGAGAUUUGGCUGCCAGGAAUGUCCUUGUUAAAAAUCCACAACAUGUUAAGAUCACAGAUUUUGGGUUGGCCAAACUUUUGGGAGCAGACGAGAAAGAAUACCAUGCAGAAGGAGGAAAGGUUCCUAUUAAAUGGAUGGCGUUGGAGUCCAUUUUGCACAGAAUAUAUACCCAUCAAAGUGAUGUUUGGAGUUACGGUGUCACUGUAUGGGAACUAAUGACUUUUGGAUCUAAACCAUAUGAUGGAAUUCCAGCUAGCGAAAUUUCAACCAUUUUAGAAAAAGGGGAACGUCUUCCUCAGCCUCCCAUAUGUACAAUCGAUGUGUAUAUGAUUAUGGUGAAAUGUUGGAUGAUAGAUGCAGAGAGUCGCCCCAAGUUCCGUGAGUUAAGUGCAGAGUUUACCAAGAUGGCUCGUGAUCCAUCUCGUUACCUUGUUAUACAGGGAGAUGAUAGAAUGCACUUACCCAGCCCUGUGGAAUCCAAGUUUCAUCGAGCAUUAGAGGAUGACAUGGGAGAUAUUGUUGAUGCUGAAGAAUAUCUGAUCCCACAUCAAGGAUUCUUUAGUAGUCCUUCAACAUCGCGGACUCCACUGCUGAGUACUAUGAGUUCUACAACCAGCAACAAUUCACCUAAUGUAUGCCUCACUCGAAAUGGGGGUCCACCUGCCAGAGAAAACAGCUUCAUUCAAAGAUACAGCACAGACCCAACUGUGGUUUUGGACGACAGCAUUGAGGAAGAGUUCCAUCCUGCACCAGAAUACGUCAAUCAGAUGAAUCCAAAGUCAGAAACCUCUACAGUAGCAAAUCCGGUGUAUCUCAAUUUGGUUUCAACUGGGAAUAUUAAACCUCCCAUGAAUGGAAAUUAUCAGAAUUCUAAUGGAAAGAGUGUGGUUAAUCCAGAAUACCUGAACUCAGGCCAGAUGCUCAUAACCCAACCAGAAAAUGACUAUCCUUCCAUCUGGGAUCAGAAAGUAAACCAACAAAUAAGCCUGGACAAUCCUGACUACCAACAAGACUUUUUCCCAAAGGAAACCAAAAUGAAUGGAAUUUUUAAGAUUCCUGCUGCAGAAAAUCCAGAAUAUUUUCCACUGGCUCCAAAGAGUGACUAUAUUGAAGCUUCAGCGUGA
Molecule: messenger RNA, 2314 nt
Organism: Staurois parvus
Lineage: Eukaryota; Metazoa; Chordata; Amphibia; Anura; Ranidae
Source: the annotation of a GenBank genome assembly